This is a messenger RNA of Bipolaris maydis ATCC 48331, 1469 nucleotides long. RefSeq names its product CRAL-TRIO domain-containing protein. Gene Ontology annotation, molecular function: phosphatidylinositol transfer activity. NCBI's taxonomy places the organism in Eukaryota, Fungi, Ascomycota, Dothideomycetes, Pleosporales, Pleosporaceae. The record is from RefSeq and is a predicted model, not a curated record.
CCCAACUGUAGUUUCCUUCUUCCCUUCUCUCCUUCUCUAUUCACUAAUAAUCCUACAAACUCCUGUUCUCUCAAUUUCUGUCCGAAAUUUCUCAACAUGUCAGCAAUGGGCCCAUUCCCAGAACCCGCCGAGGGCUGCAAGCCACCCGCUGCUCCCGCCUUGACCGCCGACCAGCAGACCAAAUACGACCAGCUCCUUGCCGAUGUUCGCACCUGGGACUCACUGCCAACAACUUUGGCAAAGGCCACCGAAACCUCUCCCGUCACUGACGAUGAGCGCAUGUGGCUCACCCGCGAAUGUCUUCUCCGAUAUCUCCGUGCUGUAAAGUGGAAUGUUCAACAAGCUGCAGAACGCCUACGCUCUACGGUGAUAUGGCGGCGUGAAUACGGCACUGACACCUUUACUGCCGACUAUAUUUCUGAGGAAAAUGCCACUGGCAAGCAAGUCUUGCUGGGAUUCGACAAGGAGGGAAGGCCAUGCCUCUACCUAUUGCCCCAGAACCAGAACACCAAGGAAUCCCCCAAACAGGUUGAGCACUUGGUAUACAUGCUAGAACGCACCAUUGACAUUCAUCCGCCAGGCCAGGAGGGCCUAGCACUGUUGAUUGACUUUAAGAACACCGGAUCUGGAGGAAUCCCUAGCCUGGCUACAGUAAAGCAAGUCCUUUAUAUUCUGCAGAACCACUACCCUGAGCGACUUGGCAGGGCGCUGCUCACCAAUGUUCCCUGGUUUGUCACUACGUUCCUGAAGCUUAUCCAACCCUUUAUCGAUCCCGUCACCAAAUCGAAGAUGAAGACGAACGAGCCUCUUCCAAGCCACGUCCCCGCUUCUCAGCUCAUGAAGGUUUCUGGUGGAGAUGUCGACUUUAAAUACGAGCACUCUGUGUACUGGCCUGCUCUUGACAAGCUCGUCACUGAGAGGAGACAGCAAAGGAAAGAGCGGUGGGAAAAGGCUGGCAAGAUUAUUGGAGAGAGCGAAAUCUAUUUGUGGGGUGGAGACGAGCCGAGCCUCAACUCUGGAAAGGCCGAAGUGCCAGCAGCGACCGAAAAGGCAGAAGCAGCCAACUCAAAAGAUACAGCAACGCCUGCCGUGGUUGGAGAUGCCAACGGCACCGAGCUGGUUGAAGGUGUUGAGAAGCUCGCCAUCGAGGGGGGCGUGCCGGUCAAGGCUGAAGCCUGAGCUUAGACUUUGCUUCUGAACAUUUGCUUGUUACCUAAUCGAUAGACAUGUAUGAAACACGCACAUGAUAGACUACGUGAGUCCAGGUUCAAUGGCCCUGAUUAUACACAGAGUUGGAUGAGAUAUUCACGAAAUCAAUAUUCUUUCUUCUAUCUAUUGAUGUGUACAUAAUUGAUGGCGAUUGUAGGGAUACAAAACCAGGCAAUAUUUGGGGGCCAAGAUGCUCGUGUUACUAAUCGCUUGACUUUUUCCCCUCUAUUUGCUAUAUAGCAUAUCAGAUCGAUUAUCUC